UGAAUUUAAGUGCUCAUACAGUUGCGCAAGUGUAUGAACGCCAUAUUUUGUGUAGUGUGAGUUUUCCCGAUGGUUUAUUGGAAAAAAAACUCGCAUUUUUCAUAGUAGAGGUUGGCAGACGACCUCGUAGGUAUUUGAUUUCGUACAUGUGCAUGUAAGGACAUUGCUUUGCAUAGCUGAAGAAAUUACAGCUUUCCACAAAUUUUGUUCUUAUUGAAAUCUGGGCGUACGAAAUGGCGGAGUUCUCACGAAAUGAAUCAAUGGUAACAGGGAACAUGUUUCAUUCACUAAAAAACAGUAGCACCAUCAGAAGCAGGCCUGCAUGCAAUUACCUGGCACAUGAGUGCAGUGGGCAGCGUGUAGAAGGCUAUGACUAUUGUGUCAGGCACAUCCUGGAAGACAAGACUGCCCCAUAUCGGCUCUGUGGCUAUGUAUAUUCAGGCAAUGGGCGCCGAUGCAUUAUGCCUACCCCAAAGGGAGACAAACGAGAAUCUGGAUUCUGUGCAGAACAUGCUCGUAAAGCACAACUAGCUAGGCAGAAAUCAUCACGGAGACAUAUACCACCACCAAGUUCUGAGUCUCUUCUUCUUAGCCUCUCACACUACAGCAAGACAGAAUACAACUCUGGAGCUGUAGCAUCUGGUGGUGGUUCAAGGAAAUCAGUGGACAAUGGCAAAAGAUUCAUGGGAGCAGGGAAUGGGAAUGCAGGUAGUCAGCUGGACACUGGUCAGAGCAGCCUGGAUGUGAAGGAAAGUGACACACAGGAGGAUGCUCAGGACUUUGUCACCAAGGCCCUCAACCCUUAUGUGGACAUGGAUGCACUUAAGGUCAAUAGUGCAGCAAGUCGAAUCCUGGAUUAUGCCAGUGAAUCUGACAGUGAUGUAGAAGUUACUGUACAGGGUGAAACAGCAGAAAAUGCCUCAUCAGAUGCUGAAAGUGUUGAUAGUCACAUGGAAGAUCCCUUCAAACAUGCUGGUGUGUACACAACCGAGGAGGUGACGUUAGUGACAAGGGACAAACUGAUCCGACUGCAGUCUCUGUAUAUAGAGCAAUUCCGUCGUUUGCAACAUGUACUGAAGGAAAGGCGGAGGCGCUACCUGCAUGCCUUGAAGCGUGAAAAAGAGACACUUUCAAGCAUCUACAACCAGAGUCGAGAGUCUGUGCGAGAACAGAAAUUGUAUGAGAAGUUGCGCUCACUGAACCACUAUCAUAAGAGAAGUGGAGUUGAAGCAGUGCUUCACAAGAAAGCCUUGGAACGGAGAGCUCACGCUACUGAGGGUGUCAAUAUUCGGCCAGCACCAACAGCCAAGUGCGUCUUCACUGAAGGUGGUGUGAAAUGUGGAGAACGCACACUGCCAGUCGCGAAACACUGCCUGAAGCAUAUCCUUGAGGACACCCACCAAGUCCUCUUUCGCCCUUGUGGUUGUCGGAGAGCAGACUUUGUGUGUCGAGAACCAGUACCUAAUAUCUUGGAAGGAGCGUCAUGUGUGUAUCAUACCAACCUUCCCCUACCACCUCCUCCACUGCCAGCAGCUAACUUGGGUCUGAAGAUUGAUGACAGUGGAGGAGAGGAAGCUAUGGAAACCUCACUUUCUCAUGAGAAUGAUUCAGAAGUUGAAAUUAGCAGAAUGUCAUCAUCAUCCACCCAAGAUGCACAUCAGUUUGGCAACCACAUGACACCCAAACAGAACAUAAAUGAUCCAGGAAAAAUUGGUGAAUUGUCAUCCAUCAUUGAUAAGACUAUGGAUGGUGCAGCACAGAAAGCUCAAGAAAGUAAAGGAGAGUGUGAUGUGGAUGAUAUGACAGUUGGUGAAACUGAAGUAAUAACAAACAGUGAAACUGACAUGGUAGCCAACAGUACAUAGUUGUUUGUAAAAUUAAACUUUACUGCUUCAAGUUGAAUGAAAAUUUGUACUAAAACAAUAAACAUUGUCUUAUAAAUUAACUUAUUUGUAGACUUUGAAUAAAUUUUGCUAAUAAAUAUUUU
This is a messenger RNA of Zootermopsis nevadensis, 1987 nucleotides long. It is a transcript of the gene dgt1, whose product is annotated as KAT8 regulatory NSL complex subunit dim gamma-tubulin 1. Gene Ontology annotation, cellular component: NSL complex. The record is from RefSeq and is a predicted model, not a curated record. NCBI's taxonomy places the organism in Eukaryota, Metazoa, Arthropoda, Insecta, Blattodea, Termopsidae.